AUGGAGCCGCCUCAACAGGCCCAACAGCCAGCUCCCCAGAGCCCUCCGCCAGCUCAACCACCUUCCGGCGGCUAUGUCUCCAUGGCGUCCACCACUGCGAGACCACGAGGUGGUAGAACAGCUUGUGGGCCAUGCUCACGCCGGAAAAUACGCUGCGAUGCAUUCGAGCGCGAGGGACAGCCCUGCUCAAACUGUGAAAAGCGCGGCCAACCCGACGGCUGUACCUUCAACGACGAUGCCCCGCGGUCAGGUACCCGAAGGUCAAGAGCUAGUGAUGGAGCUACGUCUCCGAGCGCACCAAGACCAAAGAAACCAAGACCCUCAGAAACGGCGCAAAGUGUACUUGAUGGUAUACAUGCUGCUAGCACAACUUACGCCGCUGGACCACCGUCCAACGGCUCCCAUGGCCAAGUUCCUAGCUGGGGCUCCGCUGUGAAUGCGCCGCCAGCCAUAGCAUAUCCUAGCAAGAGCUACAACGUUGUUCCAGGACCUCAGCCUCAGCAGCAAUGGCAACCGCACACAACGCAAGGUCCUCCACAGCACACAGGAUAUUACGCGCCGAUAGAACCAGUACCAUACUCACAGCCAGCCUCCCACGAUCUCAAGGACCUUCUGCCAUCCCACAAGACUGCUUUGAGGUACUUCGAGGUCUACAAGACCAUCUGCCAUCCACUGUAUCCUGUGAUACCGGAUCUGGAAGAGUUCGAAGCAGCUGUAUGUCAGUAUGUCGAAGACAUGAGUAGUGGCCGACUCACUUACGACCUUGCCUCUUCUACUGGAAGAGCUCGAGCCGCACGGCUAUCGUGGCUAGCACUUCUCACAGCUACCGUCGCGACAGGCGCACAAUACUCCGACUUAUCUAUCUCCGAGCGGGACAGCUUCGUGACUGACCAUGUACGCAACGCUCAAGAACUUCUUCGCCAAGCAGACUACCUUGGUCGACCCGAGGAGAAUUGCAUUGGCGCUUUACUACUGGUGUCUAGAAUCAUGGAAAACGACAUCAUGCCGGAAGCUGCCUGGUCUACGCUCGGCAUGGUCGGUCGCAUGGCAGAUCUCGCCGGUCUUCAGGAGGGCAUGAACUUCGAAGAGCACAUGGAUGUUCGCGUUCGAGAAGCCACAAAUAUUCGGCACCGCAAGCUUUGGUGGUCAUAUCUCUGGCAAGAGUACAGCCUAGCUCUUUGUUUCGGCAAGACUUCGAUGGUACAAGUCACGCAUGAGGAGCCCCCUGUACGCUCUGCAAACAAUCUCUCGUACAAUGACUGCAUGCUGCUCCUCUGCAAGCUAGCUAUAUCGGCGCGACCUGAUCCAACAGCCGAGCGGUCGAGUCUGAAGACAGAGAUAGAUGCUCUGGCGACGGCUCGACACCUCCAUGAGAAAGCAUUACCUCGACUCGCGGAUCGUGCCAAUUGCAGGACCAUCCAAGAUCGGAUUGAAUACUACUCAUUACGGAUUUCGCAAGGCUUUGUGGUGUCGUGCAUGUCACAAACACUGAUGAAGGCGUGCGCACGAAUGGGUUGGGAUCAGCAGAGCAAGCAUCUACAAAGCAUGUGCAAAGAGGGAGCAUUUGAUUGCCUCCAAGCUUUCGUUGACAUGCAAUCAUUCAGUGUCGUGCCCCUAAGGACAUGGAUGUUCAUAUUCAGCGCGCUAAGCUCGGCGCUUGUUCUGGCAGCACUCUCAGAUGACACUGAUCGACCUCGAAUACAGGAACUCCAGCGCCAACUACUCCACAGCUUAGCAGAGAGAGAUCGGGAGAUGGAGCUGCCCCAUCGACCAGGCUUGUACUCUCGUUACCCUAAAGCACUCAACUUCCUCAGAGACGUCAUUCAGACAGACGCAAACAAUAUCAACGGAAGCGGCAAGCGCGAAGAUGGUGGACCUCCUCCGUUGGGACAGACCUCUGUUAUGUCAGAGCAACAGACUCGAGAUCUUCUCGACCCUGCUGUGGUAUGGACCAAGUUGUUCUCUCCAAAAUCUGCUGGCGAUUCAUAUCCAGCCCAGCACACUACUUUCGCCAGAUGA
This is a messenger RNA of Cyphellophora attinorum, 2019 nucleotides long. RefSeq lists its product as uncharacterized. Gene Ontology annotation, biological process: regulation of DNA-templated transcription. Bases 1 to 2019 code for a protein of 672 amino acids. The record is from RefSeq and is a predicted model, not a curated record. NCBI's taxonomy places the organism in Eukaryota, Fungi, Ascomycota, Eurotiomycetes, Chaetothyriales, Cyphellophoraceae. Gene Ontology annotation, molecular function: DNA-binding transcription factor activity, RNA polymerase II-specific; carboxy-lyase activity; zinc ion binding. The transcript has 2 exons.